AUGUCCAAUAAUGAUACGGAGGCUAAGAAGGAAAUAUUGACGAACAGAAUUUGCGGGCGUGAUACCAGAUAUUUUGAUGUUAGCCAGAGAGCCUACACCUGCUGUCCCAUGCUUGGUAACGAGCUGCCAAAUAACAAUAUCUGUGGACAAAGACGAGCAGGUUUCCGAAUCGUACGUGGCAGAGAGGCGAAUCUCAAUGAAUUCCCAUGGAUGGCGAUGCUUCUAUAUAGGAAACGUGCAUCUUGGGAUCCGGAACUGGUCUUCAAGUGCGGGGGCUCCCUGAUCACCAAUCGAUACGUCCUCACCGGAGGCAGCUGUAUCAACGGAAUAGAGGUGUUGGACAUGGAGCUCAAGAGAGUGCGCCUGGGAGAGCAUGACCAAACCUCCAAUCCAGACUGCAUCGAGGUCAGGAAUAAAAAUAAGUGUGCUGUCCCGCAUCUGGAAAUCGACGUAGAGGAAAUUAUUGUUCAUGAAUCUUACUCCAAAACCAGAGUUUUCGAAGCCGAUAUCGCCCUGCUUCGUCUCAAAAUGCCAGUGCGGUGA
Messenger RNA from Drosophila takahashii, 543 nucleotides. RefSeq names its product spaetzle-processing enzyme-like. The record is from RefSeq and is a predicted model, not a curated record. Gene Ontology annotation, molecular function: serine-type endopeptidase activity. Gene Ontology annotation, biological process: proteolysis. Lineage: Eukaryota; Metazoa; Arthropoda; Insecta; Diptera; Drosophilidae.